This is a messenger RNA of Erythranthe guttata (spotted monkey flower), 5490 nucleotides long. Its product is annotated as TRAF-like family protein. Gene Ontology annotation, molecular function: protein binding. The record is from RefSeq and is a predicted model, not a curated record. NCBI's taxonomy places the organism in Eukaryota, Viridiplantae, Streptophyta, Magnoliopsida, Lamiales, Phrymaceae.
UAUACUUAUUAAUUAAAAUAUUUUAGAGUAAAUUUUGGUAAUAAAAUUAGAAAAGAAAGAGAGGAAGAAACCUAGACCACCCCCAAAAACCUAACUAGACAAACAGAAGCUCAUACAUAUCAUCAAACAAUGAAGCAGCAUCACCACUCCCAAAACGACGUCGCUGUCUCCUCCUCCGAUGCCUAUCCCGCCUCCGUGACGGUGCGUUCUUCAUCUCAUCCUUCAUCGGAGAAGCCGUACAUGGCGGUGGAGGAUCCAUUGCGUGACACUUCUUCCUCAGCCUCCGUCGCCACCACUCCCUCCACCGACUCCCUCCUUGUCGACCGCCGGGAUAAACACUCCGCUCUCUGCAAAUGGACAAUCGCCAAUUUCCCCAAAGUCAAAUCGCGGGCACUCUGGAGUAAGUACUUUGAAGUCGGGGGUUUCGAUUGCCGCUUGCUUAUAUACCCCAAGGGUGAUUCCCAAGCUCUUCCCGGAUACUUAUCCAUUUACCUUCAAAUCAUGGACCCUCGAAUCUUAGCUUCUUCCAAGUGGGAUUGUUUCGCAAGCUAUCGUCUCGCCAUUGAAAACAUCUCUGACUCCUCUAAAUCAGUGCACCGAGACAGCUGGCAUCGAUUUUCUUCCAAGAAAAAGUCUCACGGCUGGUGCGAUUUUGCCUCUCUUCAUUCUCUUUUAGACCCCAAGCUUGGGUUCUUGCAUUUGUCCAAUGACUGUAUUCUCAUCACCGCCGAUAUAUUGAUACUCAACGAGGCGGUUUCAUUCACGCGAGAUAAUGAAUUGCAGUCAAAUAAUGCAUCUGUUACGGGCGGGGGAGUGGGUAGCAGUCCUGUGGCUGGGGAUGGUUUGAAUGGGAAGUUCACUUGGAAAGUGCUUAAUUUUACUUUGUUUAAGGAGAUGAUCAAGACUCAGAAAAUAAUGAGCCCUGUGUUUCCAGCUGGAGAUUGUAACUUGCGCAUUAGUGUGUAUCAGAGCGUGGUGAAUGGUGUGGAGUAUUUGUCCAUGUGUUUGGAGAGCAAGGACACAGAGAAAAACUCGUUGAUGUCAGAUAGAAGUUGUUGGUGUUUGUUUAGAAUGUCAGUGUUGAACCAGAAACUGGGUAAUGGUUUGAAUCAUGUCCAUCGAGAUAGUUAUGGGCGUUUUGCUGCGGACAAUAAGAGUGGGGACAACACAAGUUUGGGGUGGAAUGACUAUAUGAAAAUGUCAGAUUUUAUGGGGCCAGAAGCUGGUUUCUUGGUGGAAGACACGGCAGUUUUUACCACAUCUUUUCAUGUUAUUAAGGAAUUGAGCAGUUUCUCGAAGAGUGGAACUUUGAUUGGUGCGAGGAAUGGAGGAAAUGUGCGGAAGUCGGACGGGCAUAUGGGAAAGUUUACGUGGAGAAUUGAGAACUUUACCCGGUUGAAGGAUCUUCUGAAAAAGAGGAAAAUUACUGGACUUUGCAUUAAAAGUAGGAGGUUUCAAAUUGGUAAUCGGGAUUGUCGCCUUAUUGUUUACCCCAGAGGGCAGUCUCAGCCUCCAUGCCACCUCUCAGUGUUUCUUGAGGUUACUGAUUCACGAAAUACUAACAGCGACUGGAGUUGUUUUGUGAGCCAUCGUUUGUCAGUUGUGAACCAAAAAAUGGAGGAGAAGUCUGUGACAAAAGAAUCUCAAAAUCGAUACUCAAAGGCUGCAAAAGACUGGGGUUGGCGCGAGUUUGUGACACUCACUAGUCUCUUUGAUCAGGAUUCUGGAUUUCUAGUCCAGGAUACUGUUAUCUUCUCUGCUGAGGUUCUUAUACUGAAAGAAACAUCCAUAAUGCAGGAGUUGACUGAUCAAGAAACUGACUCAGGAAGUACCAGUUCUCAGUUAGAGGGAAAUGGGAAGAGGAGUUCAUUCACGUGGAAAGUUGAGAAUUUCUUUUCCUUCAAGGAAAUAAUGGAAACUAGAAAAAUAUUUAGCAAAUUCUUUCAAGCUGGCGGAUGUGAGCUUCGGAUUGGAGUUUACGAGUCCUUUGACACCAUAUGUAUAUAUUUGGAGAGUGAUCAAUCAGCUAGCACUGAUGCUGAGAAGAACUUUUGGGUACGAUACAGGAUGGCUAUUGUGAAUCAAAAAAACACAUCGAAAACGGUUUGGAAAGAGUCUUCCAUUUGUACAAAGACAUGGAACAAUUCUGUUCUUCAAUUUAUGAAGGUAUCUGACAUGUUAGAAGCUGAUGCUGGGUUUCUGCUCCGCGACACAGUUGUGUUUGUUUGUGAGAUCUUGGACUGCUGCCCGUGGUUUGAGUUUUCCGACCUGGAGGUUUUAGCUUCUGAAGAUGAUCAAGAUGCCCUGACAACUGACCCUGAUGAACUCGUUGAUUCUGAUGACAGUGAUGGUCUAAGUGGAGAUGAAGAAGACAUCUUCAGAAAUCUUCUAUCAAGGGCCGGCUUUCACCUAACAUAUGGAGAUAAUUCUUCUCAACCUCAGGUCACUUUAAGAGAGAAACUGCUGAUGGACGCUGGAGCAAUAGCUGGUUUCCUUACCGGACUCCGAGUUUAUCUUGAUGACCCUGCAAAAGUGAAACGCUUGCUGCUUCCUACAAAGAUAUCUGGUAGCAAUGACGGAAAGAUAUCUAAUAAAAAUGGCGAGUCUUCUCCCAGUUUGAUGAAUUUGUUGAUGGGAGUCAAAGUUUUGCAACAAGCAAUCAUUGAUUUACUUUUAGAUAUAAUGGUUGAGUGUUGCCAACCUUCAGAAGGGAGUUCAAGUGAUGAUUCCUCCGAUAUUAGCUCCAAACCUUCCCAAGAUGGCAGUGGAGCAAUUAGCCCACUGGAAUUUGAUGGAGACGCUGCAGUGACAGAAUCCACACAGCUAUCCAUGGGGGAGAGAUUAGAACUGGGGAUUGGUGAAAGUACAUCUUCAUCUGCUGUGCAAAGCUCUGAUCUGAAUGGUACUAGCAUACAUGUCAAAACUGUUCCUGGACAGCCUACUUGUCCCCCGGUGACAUCUGCCGCUGGUUUUUCCGAAAACCCAUCUCUUCGAUCCAAGACAAGGUGGCCAGAGCAGUCGGAGGAGCUUCUUGGGUUGAUUGUGAACUCGUUGAGAGCUCUUGAUGGAGCUGUCCCUCAAGGCUGCCCGGAACCAAGAAGGCGGCCGCAGUCUGCUCAAAAGAUUGCUCUUGUGUUGGAUAAAGCUCCUAAGCAUCUUCAACCAGACCUAGUGGCAUUGGUUCCGAAAUUAGUUGAGCAUUCAGAACAUUCUCUUGCUGCUUGUGCACUUUUAGAUCGGCUGCAGAAGCCUGAUGCUGAACCUUCAUUACGUUUGCCAGUUUUUGGGGCACUUAGUCAGUUGGAAUGUAGUACUGAAGUAUGGGAACGUGUCCUUUUCCAAACGCUGGAGCUCUUGGCUGAUUCUAAUGACGAACCUCUUGCAGCCACAGUGGACUUUAUAUUUAAAGCGGCAUUACAUUGUCAGCAUCUUCCUGAAGCAGUAAGGUCUGUACGAGUAAGACUAAGGAAUUUGGGUACAGAAGUCUCUCCGUAUGUCUUAGAUUACUUAAGUCGGACUGUAACUAGUUGUGCAGAUAUUGCUGAAUCUAUUUUUCGAGAUAUCGACUGCGAUGAUGAUUUUGGUGAUAAUUUCUCACCAACCCCUCGCGGGGUUUUUGUAUUUGGUGAAAGUGGUCCUAAUUCUGAAAGACUACAUGCUGGGGAAGAUCAAACUUUCCAUGGUAGUUCUCAUUUUUCGGAUAUUUACAUUUUAAUUGAGAUGUUGUCUAUACCUUGUUUUGCGGUUGAAGCCGCACAAAUUUUUGAGAGAGCUGUAGCUCGUGGGGCCUUUGAUCCUCAGUCUGUAGCUGUGGUGUUGGAAAGACGCCUUGCGGGACGAUUGAAUUUUACUUCACAAUAUGUUGCUGAGAAUAUUGAGCAGCCUGAUGCAGUCAUAGAAGGGGAAACCAUAGAGAACAUGAGUUCACAAAGAGAUGAUUUCACUUCGGUUCUUGGUCUUGCCGAGACGUUGGCACUUUCGAGGGACUUGCGAGUGAAAGGAUUUGUGAAGAUCCUUUAUACUAUAUUGUUCAAACAGUAUCCCGAUGAGUCUCACAGAUUAAGGAUGCUGAAGAGGCUUGUUGAUCGUGCUACAACUACUGCAGAUGGUAGUCGUGAGAUAGAUUCAGAUAUGGAGGUUUUGGUGAUGUUAGUGUGUGAGGAGAAGGAAAUAGUGAGACCCGUCUUGAGCAUGAUGCGGGAGGUUGCUGAACUUGCAAAUGUUGAUCGAGCAGCCCUUUGGCAUCAGUUAUGCGCCAGUGAAGAUGAAGUUCUUCGAAUUCGUGAAGAAAGAAACACUGAAAUUGCUAGUAUGUCUAAAGAAAAAGCAGCAUUAUCUCAAAGGUUAUGUGAAUCUGAGGCUACUAAUAGCCGUCUCAAGACUGAUAUGAAGGCUGAAAUGGAUCGCUUUACUCGGGAAAGAAAAGAGUUGAUGGAGCAGAUGCAAGAAAUUGAGAGUCAACUUGAGUGGGUUCGCUCAGAAAGGGAUGAAGAAACCACAAAGUUUAUGGCCGAGAAGAAAAAUUUUCAAGAUCGCCUUUAUGAUGCAGAAUUACAACUCUCCCAAUUGAAAUCUCGAAAACAUGACGAAUUGAAGAGGCUAACGAAGGAGAAAAAUGCUCUUGCUGAGAGAUUAAAGAGUGCUGAAGUAGCACGGAAAAGGUAUGAUGAAGAAUUGAAAAAAAUUGCCACCGAAAAUGUAACUCGAGAAGAGAUACGAAAAUCCUUGGAGGAUGAAAUUCGUCGGCUGUCACAAACAGUUGGGCAAAAAGAAGGAGAGAAGCGUGAGAAGGAGGAACAAGUAGCUCGAUGCGAGGCAUAUAUUGAUGGAAUGCAAUCCAAAUUGCAGACGUUCGAGCAAUACAUACAUCACCUAGAGUCUCAAAUUCAAGAAGAAAUGUCAAGGCAUGCUCCUCUAUAUGGUGCUGGGUUGGAAGCUUUAUCAAUGAAGGAGCUGGAGACUAUAUCACGUAUCCACGAAGAAGGGCUGAGGCAGAUACACGCAAUCCAACAGUGUAAAGUAAGUCCAGCUGGCAGCCCUCUUGUAAGUUCACAUCCACUUUCUCAAAAUCAUGGGAUCUAUCCUUCGACUCCACCUCCAAUGGCCGUUGGAUUGCCUCCACUUGUCAUUCCAAAUGGUGUUGGGAUUCAUAGCAAUGGCCAUGUCAAUGGUGCCAUUGGCCCCUGGUUCAACCACUAGGUUACCCACCCACCCACCCACCCACCCAACAAUGGUGGUUACUAAAGGAAAAGUUUUACGACAAUACCAAGUAAUGGUGGUGUCACUUUGUAUUUUUCGUUCUUGGCAUUUUUUAACUGUUGGAAUAGAGGUAUAGAGAGAGGAGAAAGUUCAUGCAGAUGUUCUUCAUCCAUUUUCUAUUGGGCAUGCUUAUCCAAUAUAUCAUUAACAGUUAUAAAUGCCACAUUUGAGUUUUGUUCUUUGUGGGGUUCAAUCUAUUAAAGGCAAUUUAGAAAGUUUACUUUAUUUGUC